AUGGUUGAACUUCAGUUUAAUUGUAAAAUUAAAGGUGUUCAGAGUGAUGGGGGGGAUGUUCUUUUUCAUGAAUCUAAAUUUCCUUACUCCACAUUGUUUCCCUCUUCUUCUUCCAACAGCACUGCAUCUUCCUCUCCCACUUCUUCCUCCUGGUUUAUGCCAGCAGUUUCAUCAUCUCCUUUUCCUCUUCAUCAUAUCGACCCUACUCCCUCUCCGUAUCUUCCUUCUACACCUCCUGCCAAUUCUACUGCUGACUCUAGUUCUUCUCACAGUCCAUCAAAUCCUCUUGUGACUCCUGACUUAUCUAGCUCCCCUACAACACCCUCAUUCACUUCAAAUAUUUCCCCUGGUCUUAUUCUUUCAGAUUUAGCUGAAGCCAGUACUAUAUCAACUCCAUCCUCCCCUGACACCACAUCUACUACUAAGUCUACUUCUGUUCCUCCUAACCCAUCCCAAUCUGUAAUUAAUCCUCAUAAUGUACAUGCCAUGCAAACUAGAGCCAAGAGCGUUAUCACUCAACCUAGACUUAAUCCUACACUUUUGCUCACUCACGUGGAGCCUACUUCAAUUGGUCAGGCCUUGGCUGCUCCCCAUUGGUUUAAGGCUAUGAAAUAA
Lathyrus oleraceus (garden pea) is the source of this 615-nucleotide messenger RNA. Its product is annotated as flocculation protein FLO11. The transcript has 2 exons. The record is from RefSeq and is a predicted model, not a curated record. Lineage: Eukaryota; Viridiplantae; Streptophyta; Magnoliopsida; Fabales; Fabaceae. The coding region runs from base 1 to 615 and encodes 204 amino acids.